Pomacea canaliculata is the source of this 1941-nucleotide messenger RNA. RefSeq lists its product as uncharacterized. The transcript has 5 exons. Lineage: Eukaryota; Metazoa; Mollusca; Gastropoda; Architaenioglossa; Ampullariidae. The coding region runs from base 401 to 1402 and encodes 333 amino acids. The record is from RefSeq and is a predicted model, not a curated record.
UAACGACCCCUCCAUCCGGGAUCAGACAACAGCAAUAGUCAGGACGGGUGACGGGGGAUGGUGACGAGACCAGCGACAUCAGACACGUGACCACAGCAACCACUAUAAGAGCCAGCGGCUGUUCGUCUGUCAGACACCCGGAGACCUGCACUCACUGACGGUCACCAGACUUUGCAGAAAACUGACUUUCACGCUCAACGAUUCCUUGAAGAAACAGCGUUCACAUCGUGGCAUUCACCAGCUCACAGUUACUUUGAUGUCAAGUGUAUAAAACUAAAAUAACAACACUUUGCCGGCUCCUCAGACCUGCACUUUGACCUUUCGAAGCCUGGAGCACGUGGAGUCCACCCACAGAGUGACGGCACCGCACAUCCACAGGGUACAUUGUUCAUCUACAGACAUGUUCUACGGACAGAAGGCAGAGCGCAUCCACAGACGUACAAUGGGCGGCGGUUGCCAUCAGGUGGUGGUGGCGGUGCUGCUGGUGGUCGUCAUGGCUGCGGUGACGGAGGGACACGGGCGAGUGUGGGAACCUCCGCAACGAGCAACCAUGUGGCGUCGCGGGUUCGACACCACCAGAGACUACAACGACAACUCGCUGUACUGCGGUGGAUUUAAGACCAUUGCUGCUGUUGUUACAGUAUCAUCAACAGUGGACCGUCAAUGGGGGGAGUGCGGAGUGUGUGGCGACGCCUACGACUUGCCCUCCCCUCGGCCUCACGAGGCUGGAGGUCUGUACUCCACAGGCGUCAUCAGCCGCACCUACACCCAGGCUGACGUCAUCAACGUGACCGUUGACAUCACGGCCAAUCACAUGGGCUACUUCACCUUCAAACUUUGUCCAAACAAUAAUUUCGAGAAAGAGGCCACCCAGACAUGUCUCGAUUCUUUCGUGCUGCAGGUGGUGGAUGCGAGCGGACAGGUGUCGGGGGAGCGGCACUACAUCGACAACACUGUGGGCUUCAAGCACGUGAGGCUGCAGCUGCCGGAGGAUGUGACGUGCACUCAGUGUGUGCUGCAGUGGACGUACAACACAGGCAAUAGCUGGGGAUGCGGUGACAAUGGAUGUUGCAUUGGCUGUGGACCACAGGAGCAGUUUGUGAACUGCGUGGACAUCGCCAUCACUGCUAGAGGCGACAGUGGAUCCAACAUCCACACUACAACUGACAGCACAGUGACUCAAGCGGCGUCCACAGUGACGAACACGAAAGCAAGCAGUAAGUACAGCAGGAGGACCGUCUCCAGAACAUCAACCACCACCGCCGCCACGUCAACCUCCCCAGACACCAGCACCGGGUGCAGGGGUGCAUGGGAGUGGGCAGAUGACGACAUCAUGAGGGAAUGGUGCAGCGACAACUGCAGGAAGGGAUACUGUCCACCGUCCCACUGCAUCUGCAACUGAGAGCGUGCGGUCACGUGACGUCUGCUUCCUCCUCUGGCGACAUUGUGACGGAGCUUCUUCCUUCUGUUCAGUGUGCAUAAUACACCUCCAUUGCUCCCCGUAUCACGUGACUUCUCUACACCUACAGCUUGCUGUACACAACACAAACACUAAUUAAUCUGAAUUACCGAUGCCCAUGGCCCACACCUGUCCAAUCAUUGACUAGUUCCACAAUUUUACUUCGGCCAUCCAGGUGUGAACAAUCAGCAGCCGCACAGUUGACUGUUGCCCUUCCUGUGCUAGCAACACCUGUACAGACAUGACCUGUGUUAGCAACACCUGUACAGACAUGACCUGUGUUAGCAACACCUGUACAGACAUGACCUGUGCUAGCAACACCUGUACAGACAUGACCUCAUCCUAGUAUUUGAUACUUGUGCAGUUGAUGAUGAUGAUGAUGAUGUAGUUUUAUAACGCGCUAGUAUCCGCAUCACAAAGAUGCGCUCAAUGCGCGGUGAUCCCAGCAGCCACCAAACUGCAGGUCAAAUGAAAACUUCAAA